AAAAGCUUCCAGCCAAACAGCAUUGAACUUGAAGAUACAACCUGACAGCACAGCCUGAGAUCUUGGGGAUCCCUCAGCCCAACACCCACAGACGUUAGCUGGUGGAUUCCCGCUGCAUCAAGGCCUACCCACUGUCUCCAUGCUGGGCUCUCCCUGCCUUCUGUGGCUCCUGGCCGUGACCUUCUUGGUUCCCAGUGCUCAGCCCUUGGCCCCUCAAGACUUUGAAGAAGAGGAGGAAGAUGAGACUGAGACGGCGUGGCCUCCUUUGCCGGCUGUCCCCUGCGACUACGACCACUGCCGACACCUGCAGGUGCCCUGCAAGGAGCUACAGAGGGCCGGGCCGGCGGCCUGCCUGUGCCCAGGACUCUCCAGCCCUGCCCAGCCGCCCGACCCGCCGCGCAUGGGAGAAGUGCGCAUUGCGGCUGAAGAGGGCCGCGCAGUGGUCCACUGGUGUGCCCCCUACUCCCCGGUCCUCCACUACUGGCUGCUGCUUUGGGACGGCAGCGAGGCUGCGCAGAAGGGGCCCCCGCUGAACGCUACGGUCCGCAGAGCCGAACUGAAGGGGCUGAAGCCAGGGGGCGUUUAUGUCGUUUGCGUGGUGGCCGCUAACGAGGCCGGGGCAAGCCGCGUGCCCCAGGCUGGAGGAGAGGGCCUCGAGGGGGCCGACAUCCCUGCCUUCGGGCCUUGCAGCCGCCUUGCGGUGCCGCCCAACCCCCGCACUCUGGUCCACGCGGCCGUCGGGGUGGGCACUGCCCUGGCCCUGCUGAGCUGUGCCGCCCUGGUGUGGCACUUCUGCCUGCGCGAUCGCUGGGGUUGCCCGCGCCGAGCCGCCGCUCGAGCCGCAGGGGCGCUCUGAAAGGGGCUUGGGGGCAUCUCGGGCACAGACAGCCGCACCUGGGGCGCUCAGCCCGGCCCCCGGGAAAGAGGAGAACCCGCUGCCUCCAGGGAGGGCUGGACGGCGAGCUGGCAGCCAGCCCCAGGCUCCAGGGCCACGGCGGAGUCAUGGCUCUCCGGGCUGAGCGCUUGUUUAGGUCCUGGACUUGGCGCUUUGUUUCCUGGCUGAGGUCUGGGAAGGAAUAGAAAGGGGCCCCCAAUUUUUUCUUAAGCAGCCAGAUAAUAAAUAAUGUAACCUUUGCGGUUUAAGAGGAUAAAAUGGAGGAUAUUAUUAUGUGGGUACUUAUAUGUCCUUUGUAACCAUUUAAAAAUGUAAAAACUACCCGACAUAAUAAUGCGAACCUGUAGUAGCAACUACUCCAGAGGCUGAAAUGGGAGGAUCUCUUGAGCCCAGGAGUUUGAGUCCAGUCCAGCCAGGGCAACAUAGCCAGACACACUUGUUUAUCAUUUUGUUUUGUUUUGGUUUUUUGUUUUUUGAGAAGGAGUUUCCCUCUGUCACACAGGCUGGAGUGCAAUGGCGCCAUCUCAGCUCACUGCAACGUCCACCCCACGGGUUCAAGCGAUUCUCCUGCCUCAGCAUCCUAAGUAGUUGGGAUUACAGGUGCCCACCACGAUGCCCGGCUAAUUUUUGUGUUUUUUUAGUAGAGACAGGGUUUCACCAUGUUGUCAGGCUGGUCUCAAACUCUUGACUUCAGGUACUCCACCUGCCUUGGUCUCUCAAAGUGCUGGGAUUACAGGCAUAAGCCACCGUACCCAGGCAGACCCCCUUCUUUAAAGAUGUAAAAACUGGGCGGGCGCGGUGGCUCACGCCUGUAAUCCCAGCACUUUGGGAGGCCGAGGCCAGCAGAUCACGAAGUCAGGAGGUCGAGACCAUCCUGGCUAACACGGUGAAACCCCAUCUCUACUAAAAAUACAAAAAUUAGCCGGGCAUGAUGGUGGGUUCCUGUAGUCCCAGCUACUAGGGAAGCUGAGGCAGGACAAUGGCGUGAACCCAGGAGGCGGAGCUUGCGGUGAGCGGAGAUCGUGCCACUGCACUCCAGACUGGGCGACAGAGCAAGACUCCCUCUCAAAAGAAAAAGAAAAAAUAUGUAAAAACCAUUCUUAGUUUGUGGGCCUUACAAAUCAGGCCACUGGCCCGUUGCUUGUAGUUAGUUGAUCCAUGUCAUGCACCCUCAAAACGGCUCUGUCACUGUGAACGGCUUCAGUGGGAUUUUGAGAAUAAGUUUAUAUUCUUGCUAGGUAAAAACAAAACAAAAAUGACAGUAAUACCAAGGAAUUUCUCCCCCCUUUUUCCUUCCAUUUGUAUUUAUUGCAUAUCCACUGUAACAACAUUAAGGGACCUUUAAAAGGAAGUAAUUUUUAUUGUUUAUGAUCCCUUUCAAGUCACUGUCCACACACCCUUUUUCAGAGUAAUAUACAUACUUUUGUUUUUUUUUUUUUUUUGAGACAG
Molecule: messenger RNA, 2344 nt
Organism: Symphalangus syndactylus (siamang)
Lineage: Eukaryota; Metazoa; Chordata; Mammalia; Primates; Hylobatidae
Gene: LRRN4CL
Product: LRRN4 C-terminal like
Molecular function (GO): protein binding
Source: RefSeq, a predicted model, not a curated record